This is a messenger RNA of Daldinia vernicosa, 2059 nucleotides long. RefSeq names its product acetate kinase. The transcript has a single exon. Gene Ontology annotation, molecular function: acetate kinase activity. Lineage: Eukaryota; Fungi; Ascomycota; Sordariomycetes; Xylariales; Hypoxylaceae. Gene Ontology annotation, biological process: phosphorylation; acetate metabolic process. Bases 409 to 1656 code for a protein of 415 amino acids. The record is from RefSeq and is a predicted model, not a curated record.
AAAUAUGUAGGAACUCGAUAGCAUCCGGCCGCCCCACGCAAUCGGUCCUGUAAGUGUAAGUCAUAAGCAUCGGACUGCGGCGCUGCGACCGUCCGAAGAGAGGCUAAUGCGUGGCUGGAGCCGGCAAAGUCAGGCCAUAUGUAGACGUCAUGGGACGAUCAUGCCAUGCAAGGUAUAUGCACAUGUUGUAUACAGCCAAGGAGCGUCGUAGCGGGGACUGCUACUACUUCGUGCAUAGAUUAAGUAGAAGGCGACAGCAACAACUGAAAAUAUAUAAAAAAGAGGACCAUCGUAACGACGCCUUACCAACGAGGUUGCAACCGUUACAAUUACUUCCCUUACUUACAUCGGUACUCUACUUAUACCCGCCAAUUGGAUACUUACCCCAGGGAAAAAAGAGGAGAAAUUAUGACCAAGGUCAUCCUCUCCAUCAACGCGGGGUCGAGCUCCGUCAAGAUCUCCGUGUACACGGCUAAGCACCGCGAGCCCCCGAAGCAGCUUGCCGAAGCCCAGAUUGACGGGUUGACGGCGCCACCAGCGCAGCUCACGUACUCGCGAGGCGAUGUAAAGGUUCUUGACCACAGAGAUGUAAAAGAGAAUGUCGGAAACCAAGAUGACGCUUUCAGAAUCCUGCUGGAUACCUUCACCGGGGACCAGGAACUGCCCGAAUUAUCUGCCAAGGGGGACAUCUCGGUUGCCUGCCACCGGGUAGUCCACGGAGGCGACUACAAAACUUCCAAGGUUAUCACGCAAGAGACUUACCACCACUUAGAGCGGCUAACAGACCUGGCACCGCUUCACAAUGCCAACUCGCUGCGCAUCAUCAAGUCGUGCAUGGACGAACUGCCCAGUGCCCUCAAUGUUGCCUGCUUCGACUCGCAGUUCCACUCGACGCUACCCGCGCACGUCUGCACCUAUCCGAUCGACCAGGAGAUCGCCAAGAACAACCAGCUGCGCAAAUACGGCUUCCACGGCAUCAGCUACUCCUUCAUCACUCACUCCGUCGCCAAGUACCUCGGCAAGGACCCGGCGGACCUCAACAUAAUCGCCCUGCACCUGGGUAGCGGCGCCAGCGCGUGCGCCAUCAAGGGCGGCCGCAGCUGGGACACGAGCAUGGGCUUAACGCCGUUGGCGGGGCUCCCGGGAGCGACGCGCAGCGGCAGCGUGGACCCGAGCCUGGUGUUUCACUACGCAAGCGACGUGGGUAAACUAUCGCCGUCGUCGACCAAAGACCUGCACAUCUCGGUGGCCGAGGAGAUUCUCAACAAACAGAGCGGGUGGAAAGCCCUGACAGGCACCACCAACUUCGGCAAGAUCGCCACCUCGGACCGGCCCGAGUGCCGACUGGCCUUCGACCUGUUCGCGGACCGCGUGAGCGCUUUCGUCGGCUCAUACUACGUGUCCCUAGCCGGCAAAGUGGAUGCUCUGGUCUUCGCGGGCGGUAUCGGCGAGAAGAGCGAUAAGCUGCGCGCGGCCGUCGUAGGGCAGGCCGCGUGCCUUGGUUUCGGGAUCGACCCUGCACUCAACGCGGCUAACAUCUCGAAUAUCGUGCAGGACGUAGGCGCCAAGAACGCUAGGCACCGCACGCUAGUAUGCCGCACAGACGAGCAGUACGAGAUGGCAAGGGAGUGCGCCCACAACGACGAGCUGUGGUGAGACACGUGAUAGCUACCUGCUAUCUAUUUUCAUAUAGAGACAUUACAUGCAUUGCAUAUUAGGGAGCCGUACGGGGAAGGGUUUUGGGAACAAUCUGGGGUAAUGUAAUAUGGGAAAUAUCAUGUCAACUUGGAGGGAAGGGGUAUAUACUAUCCAACUAUAGAAAUGAUCGAUGCAUCUUCCUGCUGUUUUCUUUCACCUUGCCGUUGACCUGCGACGAUCAUAGCACGAAACAACACCCUGUUCUCCAUCCGCCUCGCAAUCCGAGCCCGAGCGCGUUUUAGGGUCCGCCCACGUAGUCAGCAACCGGGACGGGGGUGUGGGGCAAGGGUCAGAACACGAGCGAGUGAGACGAGGCGGGAUGGUGAAGCUAUUCCAGCGAGCGCGACGAAUAAUUUGCUCA